Molecule: messenger RNA, 3902 nt
Organism: Ceraceosorus guamensis
Lineage: Eukaryota; Fungi; Basidiomycota; Exobasidiomycetes; Ceraceosorales; Ceraceosoraceae
Exons: 8
Coding region: 305-3610 (1101 amino acids)
Biological process (GO): tricarboxylic acid cycle; succinyl-CoA metabolic process
Cellular component (GO): succinate-CoA ligase complex
Molecular function (GO): succinate-CoA ligase (ADP-forming) activity
Source: RefSeq, a predicted model, not a curated record
UGCUGCCUGUUCGUGGACAGUUCGUCACCGAUGAAGGCGCAGCAGCGACACGACCCACGCGUCAAGCUUGACUACGGUCCACCACCGCCUCUGCAGCACUUCACUCGUAUGCGACGUGCUGUUCCUCCUCCGCAAAAAGUGCUGCUUCGAGCGAGGGUCUGCGCAUCUCCCAUUCCACCUCGACGCGCAGAAAAGCGGUCGACACCUGUCCUCUCUUGCCUCGGCCAGCUCCCACGUAUUCUCCAGAGUAUCGCGAUCGCGAACGAGUCUUUCUCGUCUCUCUCAAGCCACGCCGCACUGCACCAUGCUCGGCGCCAUCUCGCAGAGACGGGGCCAUCAAGCAGUACUGAUCAGCCGGUUCGGUCGCAGUGCGCUCCGCUCGCCAAGCAGUGACAGGCCCAUGUCAGCGAUACACAACAGCGGGGCAGCGGGCUUCGACCUUGCUGGAGGCGUGGGGCACACAGAUGCCCGCUCAGCUCGCCCUUCGCUCGCCAAAUCCAUGCGGCGAUCUACUGGAUCAGGGUCGAGCCCCGAGCAACAGCGCCGCACCUACCGGCUUCUUCCCACGCAAACAGUGGCAAUCGCAGAAUCUGUGAUCAACUUUUCUGGAUCACCUCAUCUUUUGUUCGAUGGAUCUGUCAUCACGUCAGCGACUGAGGCUAGUGGAGCGUGGAGACAGCACAACAAGGGCAACGGUGUGCGCUUGGUGGCGGAUGUUGUAGAAGAUGAGCCGGGCGAGGUGCAGUUCUUACGACGCGGAGACGCAAACUCGAGCGAGCUGAAAGGAACGAGCCACAUCGCUCGCACUGCGCAAGAGGCGGAGGAUGUAGCCGGUGCAAUGCUCAAGCAUCUCGUCUUGAGCCCCAAGCCGCCAUUCCUGCCCAAGUCCGUCGGCCGGCUGCUCGUGAUGCCCGUCCAAGCUCCUCAUCCGAGCUCUCAAAGAUCAGGCGUAUCCACGCAAAACGCCAAGGUGGCUUUGCAGCCAGAAGCGCGCAAAUACAGCGUCCUCUUGCACGCUGAUCGCGUCGUGCAUUCGGUGGGACAUUACGGCCGAACGCAGCUUGGACCUACUCUGCUCAUCAGACCAGGUGCUGCGAGCGAUGCCAGCCUCAUCGAGCUGCACAGACGUGGCGAUGACGAGGUGGUAGCAGUGCCAAUCGAUGUGCUGCCUUUGGCGAACAGGGAACUCCCGCAGCCCACUUCACUGGGUGUUCAGGCGGCCUGCGCCUCAGAGGUCGAAGCAUUAAUCCGCCAAGUGGGUAGCCGUGCGGCAGAGGAAGCCCUGACGCAAUUGUCAAAAGCAGCAGAUCUGGAGCAAACGCGACGUGAAAAGCUAGCGCAUUUCCUUCGGGAGCUGUUUGUGAUGUUCUGGAGGGGCGAUGCUGAAAGGAUCGCGGUCAAUCUUGCGAUAAGUGCUGAUGGUAAUGUCCAAUUGGACAGCGACGUGCCCACAGUCGGCAUCGAAGCUUCGUUCGACGAUUUCUCGCUUUUCCGUCAACCUGAUCUGACCGAGAUGCGGUCCAAGAGUGAGGCACGAUGGUCAGCAAACUCUCCAGGCGAGGCUAGCAGCACCACGCCGCUCGAUGCGUCUUCUGCACGCGCACACGAGCUUCAUCCACUCGAACGCAAGGCGGAGGAAGCUGGCAUGGUGUACAGAAAGCAUCAGGGACACAUUGGCUUGUUCGGAUACGGCGCUGGGAUGGGCAUGGGCACCUUUGAUGGAAUUCGAGUUGCUGGUGGCGAGCCGGCAAACUUUUUCGACGGAGGCGGCGGCGCAAGCGCUGAAAAUGCUCGGGCUGCCAUGGAGAUCCUGAGUAUGGACCCCGAUGUCCAUGUCAUCUUUGUUAACAUUUUUGGCGGCAUCACGCGAACAGACCUUGUUGCCGAGGGCAUUAUCCGCGCAUACACUGAGCUGGGCCUGAAGCAUAUACCUCUGGUUGUGCGUUUCCGCGGCAACAUGGCUGAAGAGGCCAAGCAAAAGCUUCGGGACGCGUCGGACAGUGUACCAGCCAAGCUGUUCGAUGACUUUGCCCAGGCUGCGGAAGAAGCCGUCAAUUUAGCUCGAAAAAGGCGUGAGCCUUCAGCAUCGAUCGCCAAUGGCGCCGUAAACCAGCGGCGUUCGUUUUCAACGGCUGCAAGCGGUCUGGCUACAAGGACGUCUGGGCUGGCGCGCACACGCGCAAUCGCUCAGCAUCUGUGCGCGCCCCCUUUCUUGAGCGCCAGGCGGUCGUUCGCCACGUCAAGCACAGCCAAAGUCGAAACGCACCCUCGUGGAAGUUUUGAGUUCUUGACGGGAUACGCUUUUGCGGGCAAGCCACGUGGUCCCUCGAGCAGCGAAGGGGAGGGCCAAGAGCAAGGUUCGGAAUCCGGCGAGGCCGACAAGGCGGCAGCCGCAUCUUCUGCAUCCGCACCUCGGCUUCCUCAACAGGGAUUUGUACCUGAUUCAGAUGUUGGUAGAUGGAGAGAUGCAAUGUUGACAGGAGGGGAAGCCGGUGAAGAUAGCUUGACUUGCUCAAAUAUGGGCUCCGAAGGUGGUACAUCGGACUCUGGUGGCCUUGGUCUUGGCACUCGUGCUGGAGAUGUUUUGCUCGGUGUUGCUGAUGGUGUUGGUGGAUGGUCAGAGAAUGGCGUAGAUCCUGCUCUCUUCAGCCAAUCGUUGAUGUAUUACGCUACGCAAUACGCCUCCGAGGUGUUGGCAUGUCCCAACCGAUCGCCGCACUCGGUGUCUUCCUCACCUAGUGAAAGUCAAAGUCAAAGUGGACCUUCCACGCCUGCCACCUCGCCAGGCUCAGACGGGGGACUAGGGCACGCCGGAUCGCCCCUAUCGAUUCUUUCCCAUGCAUACUCCAAGACACUGAAGGACGCCCGCGUCCCUGCGGGCAGCUCGACAGCCACCAUCGUGACGUUGGAUUCUCAUCGGGGUGUCCUUCGCGCGGCCAACCUGGGCGAUUCAGGCUUUCUUGUGCUCAGAUCAUCCCCUGUCAGCAGCACGAUCAAGGACGCUCCCGGACAGACAAGUAUGCAGCAAGGUUCGCGGAAGCAAUGGGGAUCAGGAACGCCUGGUCUGCCAGUAGUCGAUGGCGUGCUCUACGCUUCCGCUCCGCUGCAGCACGGCUUCAAUACGCCGUACCAGCUCGCCAAGCUACCCCCCGCCUUGAGACAGGAAGGCUCCAUCGACAGCUCUCCAAAAGAUGCUUCGCUUGUAGAAGGCCAACUUCGAGGCGGAGAUCUGAUUCUGCUUGGCACUGAUGGGUACUUCGACAACGUCUCGCUGGUCGAGACUGCUCAGCUCGUCAACUUUGUCCGCGACAAGCAUCACCAGAGUUGGAGUGCCAGAUAUCCUCCACCCGGAACGAUGGAUCAAGCUAGCGCCGUUCCCGACAGUCAGGUCAAGUCUAGCAGCGCAGACACACCGCAAGACGAGCUCGCUGAGGAGAGGGAGAUGGUACAGACGGUCGCACACAAUCUCGUGCAAUUUGCGAUCAUGUGCAUGAAUUCUACUCAAAAGCAAUCCCCUUUCGAGCGUGAAGCAGCGAGGCACGGCAUCCGGUAUCCAGGCGGCAAAGUGGACGAUGUCGCGCUUGUUGCUGCCCUCGUCGUAGAGCGCUGAACUGUUGGCGCCUAGCACUGUCGCAUCCGUAUCUUCAAUCCUGCUCCUUUGCUCGGGCUUCAACACCUCUGGCUCCAUCUUGCGCUGCCCGGGGCACUGAUUACCAAGCAAAGGAUGCCUCAUCGGGCCGACCGGCUCACGCAUUGGAGGGGCGUUGUUCGGGCAGUCGAUGACCGCAGAGCCUAUUCCAUAGUGAUUUAUCCAUGUACGAUUGGAAUUCGAGGAGUUGUCAUGCUUCUUGAUCAAAGAAGCCUUUCACCACGAACGCAGUUUGAAAAGACGUAGUCACUGG